AACUACAAUAUGGAGUCGGCGAAAAGACUUGGAAAGGCGCCAGCUAGUGCUAGCGGGACACCGAAGAAGCAGAAAAUGCAGGCGGACUCUGAAGUUGAAGACCAAGAUCCAGCUCCGAAAAGAUUGAGUUUGUUCGAUGUGAUCGAGAAAGAAGAUCGCAUCAUUAAAAAAAGGGCUAACAAGAACGACACAGAUACGGAUGUGCAGGAAGCUGAAGCUGAUGAGGACGAAGACGUGGAUGCUGACGUAGGCACAGAGAAAGACAUAAUGUUUGCUACUAGUGGUAGUAGUGAAGAGGGAAGAUAUAUAUCCAAGUUUGUCGAAAAAGAUCAUGCUUCUGACAGUGGCAUGGAUAGAACGGAAAAGACCAACGCAGGCACAAACUCCGUUAACACCUCUUCAUUGGCUAGCGCCUGGUAUGAUGAAGGAACAGAAUUGCCUGACGGCGUCGGAGACGUCUUCCAUUUCAAACAUUCCUCUCAGCCUAAGCUUCCGACUACUAAAACAAUUUCCAGUAUGUUUCAGAAGAAACAGCUGAAGAAAUUGACAGAACUACUCAACGACGUGAAGUCCCAGUACCCAGCUGGUUUUGAUGAGUAUAAGCAAGCAGCCAAAUUGCGAGAACAAAAAUCUCAGAAACUAAUAUCUUUCUUGCUGGAGGAAAAUAAGAGAUUAGAAUCUAAGGUGGUGACACUGAAAGAUAAAGUAGCAGUGACAAAAAAGGAAUACAAAGACUUAUCCAGAGAAUCCGCCCGUGAGCUCAGUCGCUGGAAGAGCAUUGCGCAUGGUGCAAAAGAACGUGAAGACGAGUUGGAGAGCGAAAUACUGACGUUUAAGUCUAAACUGGUGAAACACGAUGGAAGUGCUAAAGAGGUUGAGUCUCAUGAGACCAAGCUCAAUUUCUUGGAGCUACUGACAGGCGUUCAUUGCGUCGACAUGAAGGACGAAAAAAGUGUUUUAAAUUUCACAAUCCAGCAAACAGGGAAGGUGGGUUCUCUUUACUACCGCCUUAUAAUCGACAAAUCCUCACCUCAGGACGAGUCUCAAGACGUCAUUUACAAACCGCUCUGGGAGGAGCCACACGGAUAUGGUGCAGGGUGGAAGCAGAACCUUGCCCGAGUAAAGGAGGUUUUGCCGGAGUACCUCCAUAGUGAGCUCUCGUUCCCAUUGAACACUCUGCUGAUGUUCUACAACAAGAUCAGUGUCAGUUUGAACUAGUGGAGCUUCAAAUGCAGAAACUAUUAUGAUUAAUCUAAUGUGUACAGCUUCUCUAUAGAAUCUAUUUAUAUCACCAAGUUGAACGAACCAUCUUCGUUUUGGGUCAC
This is a messenger RNA of Pichia membranifaciens NRRL Y-2026, 1325 nucleotides long. RefSeq lists its product as hypothetical. Gene Ontology annotation, biological process: homologous chromosome segregation; meiotic sister chromatid segregation; attachment of mitotic spindle microtubules to kinetochore. The annotation marks the transcript as partial. Gene Ontology annotation, molecular function: microtubule site clamp; protein binding. The transcript has a single exon. Gene Ontology annotation, cellular component: monopolin complex; nucleolus; mitotic spindle. The record is from RefSeq and is a predicted model, not a curated record. NCBI's taxonomy places the organism in Eukaryota, Fungi, Ascomycota, Pichiomycetes, Pichiales, Pichiaceae.